AAUCGAACGAAUGGAUGGGUAAUAUCGAUAUAAACAUCGAUUUUUAAUUGAAAAGUGACAGAUGACUGAGGUCGUGUGAGCAGUUUGAGGGAGGAGGGACGUUGUCAAAAAGGCAUUAUUCUAGUUAUGCCUUUUCAGAAGAGAGAUGAAGCUCUGUGGUGGCACAGGAUGUUGUACAUUUUUCUAGUCAUCUUAUUCCAGAAACCAGUUAUUUUGCAUGCUGAAGGAGUAGAGUGUGAGCACCGAAGUGAAGUGUGUCAUUCAGUUAUUAGAGAGAGGCAUGGCUACAUCACCAGUCCAUUCUAUCCAUCUCAGUAUCCAAAUCACACAUGUUGCUCAUGGACAUUUGAUAUUUCUGCUGGGAACAUUCUGAUAUUGAGGAUUCAAGAUUUGGAUAUAGAAGAAGACCCUGGCUGUAAAUUAAUGUCCUGUUGUCGUCACUCGUGGCUGUCUCUACCCCUGAAGGAUGGUGGUUCUCAGAAGAUAUGUGGUCUUAAUGGUGGACGCAAGUUGCUGACUGUUUUACCUCCAAAGGCUAUAGUCAAAUUUUAUACAUCCAAAGUGAUAAAAGGUGGACGCGGCUUCAACCUCUCUUACUCUAUUGAGCAUGAAGCUUCUGCAUGUGUAUAUUGGGGGAAUCAGACACAGUGCCAACAGGCUGAAGUAUUAUGUUACGAGUCAUCCCAACGUUGCAAUGGAAUCAAAGAUUGUCCCUCGGGAGCAGAUGAAUCUGGUUGCAAUGGCUGCAGACCAGAAGAAUUUCUUUGCCUGAAUGGAGAUGGGUGUUACACUCGACAGCAACUCUGUGAUGGGAUUCCUGACUGUGUGGACUUCUCAGAUGAAGUGAAUUGUGGGUAUUGUCCCAGUGGAAUGGCUGCCUGCAGUGCUGAGCACAGACAUUGCUUUGACAUGAGACAACGAUGUGAUGGACAGUUGGACUGUCCUUGUGGGGAGGAUGAAGUAAAUUGCAAUCCAGCUUGUCCUGGGAAGAUUGCAUGUGCCAACGGCAAUGGCUGCUUCACACCCAGUGACUUGCGCAAUGAAGGGCGUAUGUGCUUGGCUCCUUUGGACAUUGAUGGGUCUCGCUUACUGGGUGUGCUGGCACAUAGCAAGUUCCGCUGUGACAACGGGCAAUGCAUUUCUUCCUCCCUUUGGUGUGAUGGCAAGGAUAACUGUGGAGACAACAGUGAUGAACAAAGUUGUGUGAAGGUGUGUAAAACAAAUGGAUAA
Messenger RNA from Gryllus bimaculatus (two-spotted cricket), 1230 nucleotides. NCBI's taxonomy places the organism in Eukaryota, Metazoa, Arthropoda, Insecta, Orthoptera, Gryllidae. The record is from the annotation of a GenBank genome assembly.